GUGCCAGUAAUUAGCAUUCAAGCAGAGCAGAAGCCUCCGCCCUCGUUUGCAUCAACUGCUCCAAAUUGCCUUUCCCACACCUCAAUCUCCGCCCCCCGCUCCCAAACACCGCCCUAGCCAACCUCGCGCCCAUCCGCCCAUCCGCCCUUCCUGCCAGCCAUACACAUUGCCCCCACCCACCCCGGCACCCAAACCCCCAAAGCUUGGCUUCGUGCAUCGUUUCAAGGAAGCUCCCCCAGCCACGCCCGCCCGGCGACGUUGCUGUGCGCAUCAUCCCUCGCUAUCUUCCUCUCAACACCAAACCCUCCACGCCGCCCGCCCAACUCACGCCCGCUGUUAAUCGCCAUUGCGCCCGUCUGUCUCUGCUCUCUGCUCUCUGCUCUCUCUCUCCAGAGACUGAUUCCACCCCCUUGCACAGACCCGACGCGCCUGUCUCCAGGGCUGCGCUCCGCUCGCCUUAGUAGUAAACAGCAAACAUGGUCAAUUCCUACGGCGAGUUUGCAGACUUUUGCAGAGAUUCGGGCAACCAAUGGAGCACUCUGCCAGUUUGUUAUCUCUUCAACCCAGCAUCCACCAAAAUCAACAACGGAUGGCAGGGCGGCUGCACCCUCAGAGGCUUUCCCGUCGGCGGCGGUCGCAAUUUGCAUAAUUUGGGGUCCAUAUUACUAUGCGCCAUUGCUCUGCUCGUUUCUCUAUUCCUACUAUGGCGAUCGCAAAGGAAGAAGGCUGCGGUCGGCAGAAGAGAAAUGCAGGUUUUCCUUAUCGGCUACAUGAUCGUAUCUAUCUGCGAAAUAUUCACCAUUGGCGGGUUCCCUCUCAACGACAAGGUCCGCAUCGUUUUUGUUGCCAUUCAUAUUGCUGCCAUCACCGCGACUUCUUGGAUACUCAUGCUCAAUGGUGCUGUGGGCUAUCAGCUUCUUGAUGACGGUACAGCCGUGUCCAUUGGUCUCCUCUUGGGCUCGGCAAUCGCUAUUUUUAUCGGUACCGGCUACAUCGCUCUUGAUACUGGACUCGGUUGGACCGGUUACUGGGACUCGAGUCUUAACGCGCCAAACAAGGCAUAUGCUCUAUACACGCUCUACCAGCUUGUACCCUUGUUCUUCAUCGUCGUCUUCUUCCUUCUCGAGGCCUUCCUGGUCUUGCGCGUCCUCGGCGAGCGCAAACCCAUGCUAUAUCUUAUCGCGGCUGCCCUGUUGUUUGCCAUUGCGCAAAUUUUCCAAUACGUCAUCAGCGUCCAUAUCUGCAACGGCUCCGACGGCAAGAUCAACGGAGGAUUAUUUGAAACGCUUUUCACGCUUCUGGCCGUUGUUAUGGUCUGGGUGUUUUGGUCAAGCAUUACUGAGGACGACUGGCCAAUGCCCACGGUGGCCGGAACAUAUACUUAGGAGGAUAUAGUGGUCUUGUUGAAACUGCAAAAGCAACGGCGUAAUGUUUUUAUGAUGAUUGGAGGUAUUUGUUUCACGCACAGCGUAUACCAUUUUGGGGCUCCUUGGACGCAUUCGAUGCGUCAUGCCGGCUUCUGUUACGAUAUACAUAAUGUUUGCUAAAUCCAUGUUAUUGAUAUAGAUACGCAGUCAC
Bipolaris sorokiniana ND90Pr is the source of this 1578-nucleotide messenger RNA. RefSeq lists its product as uncharacterized. The coding region runs from base 477 to 1385 and encodes 302 amino acids. The record is from RefSeq and is a predicted model, not a curated record. Gene Ontology annotation, cellular component: endoplasmic reticulum membrane. Gene Ontology annotation, biological process: protein folding. NCBI's taxonomy places the organism in Eukaryota, Fungi, Ascomycota, Dothideomycetes, Pleosporales, Pleosporaceae. The transcript is spliced from 7 exons.